UGAAUUGCUAUCUACCUACCAAGCAAAGACAAAACCAUGGCCGCCGUAACAGAAUUCGUCCUCCUCCCCAUCAAACCAGACGCGGCCCCGGAAGCCGUCGCCUCCGUGAUCCAAGCGAACAUCGCGACCCUCCUCGCCCAGCCCGGAUGCCAGCGCGUGCGCUCCUCACGCACGCACGAGGACCCAAACAAACUCCGCCUGUUCGCAGACUGGGCCUCUCUCGAAGCGCACCGCACUUUCGCCGCCAACGCCGCAGCCUACGGGCCCUUCCUGCAGCGCAUGGGCGGCAUCGUCGACGCCGCCUCCUUCGGGCCCACGAACCCUCGCCGCCCCCCCUUCCACGUCGAAUUCGCCGCGCCCCCACCCACCGCGCUCGACGGCGACAAGGGAAAGAGUCCCAUCGCGGAGGUGCUGCAGGUGUAUUACCCCAGCGACGUAAGCGAGGCGCGGCGAGCGGAGAUCUACGCCACGACGGCGGAUUUCCUGGGGAAGCUCGGGGCUGUGGCGAAGGGGUUGAUGGGGGAGGUUGCGCUGGGGUGGAGUGUCGAGACGGAUAUCUUGUUCAAGGGGGAGAAGAGCAGGGCGCUGGUUGCGGUCAUUGGCUGGACUAGUUACGAGGCGCAUAUGCAGACGAGAGAUACGGAGGAGUUUAAGAAGCUGAUUCCGAUGGUGAGGGAUAUUGAGGGGGUUGUGGGGAUGGAGAUGUUUCAUGUGAGUAAUGUUACUACUGAGGGUGGUCAGUAAGUAGGUAAGGUGCUUCUUUCUGUGGGGUGUUGGGGGAUGGUGGAUGGUGGUUGUGUUUUGGUUGUUUGAUUGCUAGGUAGAGUUAUCGGUCCUAGAUUCAUCUGUAGAGAGGCCUUUUAAACAUGGGAAAAUAAAUGCAACGAUUUUUGGGGGAAUUUACUAUGACCAUUCCAAGCGAAGACAUGCUUCUUUACAUUGCAAUAAAAGG
Annulohypoxylon maeteangense is the source of this 952-nucleotide messenger RNA. RefSeq lists its product as uncharacterized. Lineage: Eukaryota; Fungi; Ascomycota; Sordariomycetes; Xylariales; Hypoxylaceae. The transcript is spliced from 2 exons. Bases 37 to 744 code for a protein of 235 amino acids. The record is from RefSeq and is a predicted model, not a curated record.